AUGUGCCUUUGCCCGCGCGGCGGCGGCCCCCCUCCCCGGCUUGGCUACGGCGCGCAGCGGGAUCCGGGCUCGGAGCGACGGGGGAUUGGGGCGGGAGCUGAGCGGAGGGACUCAGUCGAGCGGGAUCCAGUCUCGAGCCGAUUAGGACUCUUCUCCAUCUUCGCCUUCGCCACCUGCGGCAGCUACUCGGGCUCCUUCCACCUCAGCGUCGAAUGCGCCAGCCGCAACGAGAGCAACCUCAACAUCGCCGUGGACUUCGGCUACCCCUUCAGGCUGCACCAGGUGUACUUCGUGGCCCCCACGUGCCAGGGCGCGGGCCAGGAGAAGGUGUUCCUGGUGGGCGACUACUCGUCGGCCGCCGAGUUCUUCGUCACCGUGGCCGUCUUCGCCUUCCUCUACGCCCUGGGCGCCCUCGGCGUCUACCUCUUCCUCGACAGCAAGUACCGGGAGAACAACAAGGGGCCCGUCAUCGACCUGGCGGCCACGGGGGUGCUGGCCUUCCUGUGGCUGGUGAGCUCCUGCGCCUGGGCCAAGGCGCUGGCCGACGUCAAGGAGGUGACGGCCCCCGCCGCCGUGCUGGCCCAGCUGCCGGGCUGCCAGCGCCCGGGGACCCGCUGCCGCGGCCUGCGCCCCCCCCUCACCUCCGGCCUCAGCACCUCCGUGGUCUUCGGCUUCCUCAACCUGGUGCUGUGGACGGGCAACAUCUGGUUCGUGUUCAAGGAGACGGGCUGGGGGGGUCCCUGGGGCCGCGGCCCCCCCGGGGGGGCCCCCGAGAAGCAGGCGGCCCCCGAGGGCUACGGCCCCGGCGGGGGGGGCUACGGGCAGCCCGAGGCCGGCUACCAGCCCGACUACGGCCAGGGCGGCUACGGCCCCCCCGAGGGGGGGUACGGCCCCGGCGCCCCCACCUCCUUCGCCAACCAGAUGUAGGGUCCUCCCCCACAGCAGGGGGCGCCGAGCCCAGGAGCCGCCCCGGGGGGCGGGAGGCGGGGCCUAGGGGGGCAGGGAGGCCCCGCCCCCUCUGCGUGCAGCUAUGGUGUCUGUGGGGCCUGCCCCAUAGCCUGCCCCGCGGCCCCGCGGCCUGCCUCAUCGCCCUGCCCCAUAGCCCCGGGGCCUGCCCCGUAGCCCCUCGCCCUGCCUCGUUGCCCUGCCCCACGGGCCUGUGGCCUGCCUCAUGACCCUGCCCCAUAGCCGGCCCCACGGCCUGCCCCGUUGCCCGGCCCCACGGCCUGCCCCAUAGCCCUACGGGCAGCCUCAUUGCCCUUCCCCAUAGCCUCCCCCCAUAGCCCUGCGCCCUGUGCCAUAGCCUCGUGGCUUGCCCCAUAGCCCUGCCCCACAGCCUCAUGGCCUGCCGCGUAGCCAUGCCCCACAGCCCUGCCCCCUAGCCGUGCCCCGUGGCCUGCCCCACAGCCCGCCCCACGGCUGUGCCGCCCCGGCCCCGUGUCCUGCCCCCCAGCACCCCCCCGCCCCGGUGUCUGUCUUGUGCCGUGAUCGUGACGUGUGGGGCCCGGCGCCCCCCGGCCCGCUGUGGGGCAGGGCGGGGGCCCGGGGGGUGGGGGGCUGGGGUGGGGGGCGACCCGCCGGCCCCACGGAGGGAAUAAACGAGGAGAAAUGAG
Molecule: messenger RNA, 1613 nt
Organism: Dromaius novaehollandiae (emu)
Lineage: Eukaryota; Metazoa; Chordata; Aves; Casuariiformes; Dromaiidae
Product: synaptophysin-like
Exons: 6
Coding region: 1-927 (308 amino acids)
Biological process (GO): regulation of neuronal synaptic plasticity
Cellular component (GO): presynaptic active zone; synaptic vesicle; synaptic vesicle membrane
Source: RefSeq, a predicted model, not a curated record